This is a messenger RNA of Bemisia tabaci, 2425 nucleotides long. RefSeq names its product cleavage stimulation factor subunit 1 Cst50 (gene CstF50). Gene Ontology annotation, cellular component: mRNA cleavage stimulating factor complex. NCBI's taxonomy places the organism in Eukaryota, Metazoa, Arthropoda, Insecta, Hemiptera, Aleyrodidae. Gene Ontology annotation, biological process: mRNA 3'-end processing. Gene Ontology annotation, molecular function: protein binding; RNA binding. The record is from RefSeq and is a predicted model, not a curated record.
CAACAACAACAUAAACAACAUAACCUCACAUGUCCAACCGGUUUUCAUAUCAAUUUACUGUUUGCACUGUUCUAAUUUUUAAUUUUUCGUAUUUCCCUCGCUGUAAUUAGGCAGUGUGAAACAGUUUUAGCUAAAAUUAAUUACUAUACAUCGCGAUCAAGAUGAAAGAAACAGCAAAAUUAGAGCCCAACAUGGUGAAGAAUAGAGAGCUGCUUUACCGACUGAUGAUCAGUCAGCUCUUCUAUGAUGGGCAUCAAAGCUUGGCAGUGGGAUUGUCAGGGCUGGUGGAGACGGACACCCCUUGUCCACCCUCAGACAGGCUCCUGCACAUCAUGAUGAUAGGGCUCCAGCACGAACCUGACAGGCAGAAGAAAGGCGAACCGGUCCCUGGACUCAAUCCAAUCCAGCAAAUCUUGAUCGGCCCCGGAAUCGACUUAGAGUAUGAAACUGACGUGGCUCCAACAGCCCCUGAGCCUGCUUUAUAUGAAACAGCUUAUGUCACCUCGCAUAAAGGUAACUGCCGAGCAGGAGCAUUUAGUUAUGAUGGGCAGUUAGUAGCCACAGGAAGUGCUGAUGCAUCUAUCAAGAUAUUAGAUGUUGACCGAAUGUUGGCAAAGUCUUCUGCAGACGGACUUGAACCUGAAGGACAAGGUCAUCCUGUGAUUCGAACCCUCUAUGAUCACUUGGAGGAGGUCACAGCAUUAGAAUUUCAUCCAACAGCUACUGUCCUAGCAUCAGGUUCUGCAGAUCACACGAUCAAACUAUUUGACUAUGCCAAAGCGUCGGUGAAAAAAGCCCAUCGAACCAUAACGGAUUCGGAAAAAAUUCGUUGCAUGUCAUUUCAUCCAAGCGGAGAUUAUUUGAUCGUCGGAACAGAGCAUCCUGUCUUACGACUUUAUGACUCAAAUACAGGGCAAUGUUUUGUUUGCUGCAUACCAAGCCAUCAGCAUGAAGGAACCAUAACCUCUGUGAAAUGGGCCUUAAAUGGAAAGUAUUUUGCUUCAGCCUGUCGAGACGGUAGCAUUAAAAUUUGGGAUGGUAUUUCAAACAAGUGUGUCAACACAUUUUUAAAAGCUCAUGAUGGUGCUGAAGUCUGUUCUGUUACCUUCUCGAGGAACAGCAAGUAUGUGCUAUCUUCUGGGAAAGACUCAUUGGUCAAGCUGUGGGAACUUUCAACAAGUAGAUGUCUAAUUGCUUACACUGGAGCUGGCACAACGGGCAAGCAAGAGCAUAGAGCGCAAGCUGUCUUUAAUCACACUGAAGACUAUGUAAUGUUCCCUGAUGAAGCUACAACAUCUUUGUGUGUCUGGAAUGCGCGAAACGCUUCUCGACAAAAUCUACUCUCCUUGGGUCAUAACGGUCCAGUACGAUUGAUUGUGCAUUCACCUCAUUCCGCCUCUUUCCUGACUUGCUCUGAUGAUUUCCGUGCUCGAUUUUGGUAUCGGCGGCAACUUCAUGCAGUCUAAUGCGUCCGUUUUCUUCUCUUUUGAUCUCAUCAUUUUCUGCAAGGUAGUCCUGUCAUUUUCAACGUUGCCACAGAACUCAUCUUGACUAAGAAUAUUGAUCAAACGAAAUUUUCAAGUAAUAUUCAGCGGAAUGAAAAACAGAGUUUAUUUUAUAUGAGAAAGGAGCGUACAUUUUAAAUGUUUCAUCAUCUGUCCUAAUCCAUCAACAGAAAAAUCAGCUGUUCAACUGAGGACCGUUUUUAUGUGAUUAUAGUGAUGAAAAAUAGGAAAAUUGAGGGAAAACUGCAUUUGGUUCGUGCAUUUUUGAAUCAUAGGAAUUUAUGCCACAUGAUUAGACAAAAAGUCAGGUGUGGAAUUACUUUCUCAUGGUGCCUAGUUUUCUCCAGUAAAAUAAUUUCACUACCACUCCCUGUAUCAUAUCAAGGAAAUUAGGGGAAAUCAUGGCUUCUGAGCAAUAAAUACUACUCUUGACACUGUAGAAAAAGUCAAGAGUAUGACUACAAAAUUAAAUGUAAAAGAAUAGAUAUUUAGCUGACAACCUUCAUUAUUUUUUAUUCAGGCAAGUGAAGAUAAAAUAACUUUGAUAAUUAUGUUUUAAAGCAGUUCCUUUUUUGUUUCUCCUUAAGACAAAAGGUUUUUCACCAUCAGGUUGUACACUGAGGAAAGUGUGGUCUUACCACAAUAGUACAUAAUAAAAGAUAUGAUGAUUCGGCUUUGACAAGUUUGUUUUAAAAAAAUUACAUACCAGUAACAUUUAAAUAGGGUUUUUUUUUCUUAAGAUAUUUAGAUUUAAAAAAGUCUAUAGAGCAGAAAGUCUUAAUUUGUAUCUACUGGAGUAAUUUUAAAAAUAUCAUCAUCCUCAUAGAAUCAAGUUCAAUUGUAUCUUUUACUCUCAAUCACCAUAAUACGAGGGUCAUCCAAAAAGUAAGGUUCCCUGGCUUGUAUCCUCCAAGCGAAAA